Messenger RNA from Verruconis gallopava, 1684 nucleotides. RefSeq lists its product as uncharacterized. The transcript is spliced from 2 exons. The record is from RefSeq and is a predicted model, not a curated record. The coding region runs from base 168 to 1193 and encodes 341 amino acids. Lineage: Eukaryota; Fungi; Ascomycota; Dothideomycetes; Venturiales; Sympoventuriaceae. Gene Ontology annotation, molecular function: oxidoreductase activity, acting on the CH-OH group of donors, NAD or NADP as acceptor.
UUUUCACCCCAUUGGUUGUGACUUCUCAAUUCUAGACUUGCUCAAUGCCUCGGCGCAUUGCUAUAUAACGUGAUGUUUUCUCCCUAGCGCAGUCCCGCUAAUCGCGUCUGCUUUCAUCGGCAUCUUUGACCAAAGGACGUAGUAAGACAACGCAUCGCCUUCCCGCCAUGGCAGAAAGCAUAUCCCAGCUAACUCUGGGCACAUCGCUCUCUCUGCUGGCAGUACUCCACUAUGGGCCAGAUCGUCUUCGCGCUCCGCUCCUCCGUGCGCUGAGGUGCAACAGUAGCCAAACCAAACUCAAGGCUUUGUUGUCAAGACUCGUCUUGAUUGCAAGCAUCAGCGGCGUCGUCACUGUGAACAGAAUCCUCAGCCACCUGGCCCGGAACAACUGGGUGCUGGCCAAAAGGCGGGAUUGGGACUGGCCCAACGAGGUCGCCGUCGUCACGGGGGGGUCGGGUGGUAUUGGGGCCAACAUUGUCGCGGGCUUGGCUCGGAGAGGCAUCAAGGUCGCCGUCGUCGAUAUCGUCGAGCCAACACAGCUCGCAGAGCACAAGAACGUCCGCUACUUCAAGUGCGACAUCACGAAAAAGGACGAUGUCGACGCCGUCGCCGCAGAGAUCAAGGCUGCGCUGGGCCCAGCCAGCAUCCUCUGCAACAACGCAGGCAUCGCGCACGCCCACACGAUACUGGAGAGCUCCCCCGGCUACCUGAGGAAGCUGUUCGACGUCAACGUCAUCUCGCACUUCUACACGAUCCAGGCCUUCUUGCCCGACAUGAUUGCCCGCAAGAAGGGCCAUAUAGUGAGUACGUGCAGCAUGUCCAGCUUCGUCACACCGGCCGGUCUUGUCGACUACGCAGCCAGCAAAGCAGCGGUCAUGGCGCUGCAUGAAGGCUUGCAGGGCGAGCUCAAGCAUCGUUACCAGGCUCCCGAAGUGCGCACGACGGUCGUUCACCCCACGUACGUGCGGACUCCGCUGUGCGACUCGUACGCGAAGGCGCUGGAGAAGUCGGCGGCCAUCCAGCUCGCGCCGGAAACGGUCGCGGACGAGAUCGUGGCGGCGAUCCUGUCUGGCAGCAGCCAGCAGAUUGUUCUGCCUCGGGCGCUGGCCCUCACGUCGGCUCUGCGCGCGUUCCCGUGGUGGUUCCAGGAGCUGGUGCGUGGAUCGACGCGGGAAGACAUGAAGCGCUUGUAAGCAGGUACGCAGGCAGGCAAGUAGGCAGCGCUUGGUCGCAGCAAACGUCCGAUGCUGAAAAGCAUCAACCAUAUAUAAGCUGAAUGUCCUCUUCAUCCGACGUGCAUCACCACCCAAGGGCGAGAUGGCAUCGCCCAGUAGUAGAAGCCCGCUUCUGAAAAUACAACGGGACUUGGUGUUGUUUGCUCUAAGCUAGCGUGUAUAUAUAGAUGUAUCUAAUGCUGUUCACUCCCCUCCUGACGGGCAUGGACCUUGGUACGGCAGCAGAUUGCACGCCUCACUAGGUCGCCUAUCAAAACGCAACAGAUUCUUGGACAAAUCCCUGGGCGGAUCGCAAUUCCAUGCCGUGGACAAUUGCCUUCGAAUGGCAGCGCUCGAAACGUCGUUUCAAACAAGCCCGUCAAGGCCGCCCAACCCAAGGGUGGCAAAACCCGCGCGUCCGAGGAAGAUGCGAGCAAGCGACCCCUAGGUGCCUCCGUAGCCAGAGCAUA